Alnus glutinosa is the source of this 946-nucleotide messenger RNA. Its product is annotated as AT-hook motif nuclear-localized protein 16. The record is from RefSeq and is a predicted model, not a curated record. Gene Ontology annotation, cellular component: nucleus. The transcript has a single exon. Gene Ontology annotation, molecular function: minor groove of adenine-thymine-rich DNA binding; DNA-binding transcription factor activity. Gene Ontology annotation, biological process: vegetative to reproductive phase transition of meristem. NCBI's taxonomy places the organism in Eukaryota, Viridiplantae, Streptophyta, Magnoliopsida, Fagales, Betulaceae. The coding region runs from base 100 to 894 and encodes 264 amino acids.
UUGGCAGAAUGGGACUACUUAAACGCACACCUUUGUUCACAGUUUUGGCGAAUUUCCUGUCAUUUGCCAACACUAAACAGCUAGCUUGGGCAGGCAGGAAUGGCUGGAGGCACAGAUCUAACAGUCCCUUGUGUUGCGUCCAAAACUUCCUUGGAUAGAAGCCAAGAACAGGACAAGGGGAAUCACAACAGGCCUGCCAUUGAUGUGCUCAUGUCUCCCAGAGUGCCAAAGGCAGUGUCACCAGUUUCUUCUGUGGCUGAGGGGGAGACCCUUAGGCGGCCUCGCGGGAGGCCGGCUGGUUCUAAGAACAAGCCAAAGCCGCCAAUUAUUGUCACCAGAGACAGUGCUAAUGCACUCCGUGCGCAUGCUAUGGAAGUGAGCUCUGGCUGCGAUGUGAGUGAAAGUUUAGCUAAUUUUGCAAGGAGGAAGCAACGCGGCAUUUGCAUACUUAGCGGGAGUGGAUGUGUAACGAAUGUCACGCUGCGACAACCGGCUUCCUCUGGGGCAAUUGUGACCCUUCACGGUCGGUUUGAGAUUCUUUCCUUGCUUGGAUCAAUCUUGCCUCCACCUGCCCCACCUGGCAUCACUGGCCUGACAAUCUACCUAGCCGGUGCUCAGGGGCAGGUUGUGGGUGGGGGUGUGGUAGGUGCACUCAUUGCUUCUGGGCCUGUUGUGAUCAUGGCUGCAUCAUUCAUGAAUGCCACUUUUGACCGCCUGCCAUUGGAUGAUGAUGAAAUUGCUGCUGCUAUGCAGAAUCAACACUACCAAAACGGCCGCACUCAUCACCUUGAUAUUUCAGAUCUAUAUGGGAUGCCACCGAACUUGCUCACCAAUGGUUCUAUGCCCCCUGAGAUAUACUCUUGGGCACCAGGGCGAACUAUGUCAAAAACCUAGCCUCGCUAUUCUGUCAUAUACAUUUAUAUGAAUGCUCUCAAAGUGUUUUUCA